CUCGCACUCAGCUUUUCUUCCUCCAAACUUUCCAUGUGAACCCAAAUCCCUUCCUUCGUUAUUGCUUUGUCAUGGGUGCCUCUUUUGUUGCUCAUGUGCUUUUUUUACUAUGCUUCUUUGCUACAACCUUCAGCUUCUUCUUAAAAGCAGAGUCAAAUGUCUCUUGCAGUGAAAAAGAGAAACAAGCACUUCUAAACUUCAAAAAAGGUCUCAGUGAUCCUUCGAAAAAGUACUCAUGGUCUGACCAGGAAGAUUGCUCUGGAUGGUGGGGAGUUUACAAUGACAACAAAACUGGUCUAGUCACUGGGCUAUACAUAAAUGAGGUUUAAAGUGUAAAGUGAUCAUAUUAAGUAAAGCUACAAUUGUGCUUUUUAUAAACCAGGUUCUAUUGUUUUAUACGUUAAAUUUAUAUUAUUCUAGUUAAAUUGUAAUUUUUAUUAUUAUUAUAGAUUGUAUUUCAUUUAUUUGUAAA
Molecule: messenger RNA, 472 nt
Organism: Quercus robur (English oak)
Lineage: Eukaryota; Viridiplantae; Streptophyta; Magnoliopsida; Fagales; Fagaceae
Product: leucine-rich repeat protein FLOR 1-like
Exons: 2
Coding region: 72-329 (85 amino acids)
Source: RefSeq, a predicted model, not a curated record